Messenger RNA from Pectinophora gossypiella (pink bollworm), 1587 nucleotides. Its product is annotated as proton-coupled amino acid transporter-like protein CG1139. Lineage: Eukaryota; Metazoa; Arthropoda; Insecta; Lepidoptera; Gelechiidae. The transcript has 8 exons. Gene Ontology annotation, molecular function: amino acid transmembrane transporter activity. Gene Ontology annotation, biological process: amino acid transmembrane transport. The record is from RefSeq and is a predicted model, not a curated record. Gene Ontology annotation, cellular component: vacuolar membrane. The coding region runs from base 268 to 1293 and encodes 341 amino acids.
CCAUAAGAUAAUCAUUCGCCGUUCAAUGUUGACAUCUACUAGUCUCUUUCUACGGCUUACUUUAGUCUCAUAAAAGGCUUAACGAACAGUCACCCUAAGACAAAUGAAGAUCUAACAUCGCAAAGAUUCAAUAGUCAUUCAGCGACUGUAACCAACUGCGUCGAGUCGAAUUCGUGAUUUCAGUGAAAUGUAAAAAGGAACAAGUUGAAUUGUGCAGUGUUCAGUUGCAAUAGAGUGCACUUUACUGUGUGAGGAAAUUCGUUUUUAAUGGAGAAAAAUGUCAGUGAGAUGGGCAGCGUAGACUGUCUGCCUUCGCAAACAAGAUCCACCAUCACUUUAGAUGUGGAUAGCAAGAAGGAUGAGGAGUACAACCCUUUGGAGCAUCGACAAGUGGAGCAUCCUACAUCGACCUUGGGGUCAUUCUUCCACCUACUGAAGUCGUCGUUAGGAUCCGGUAUACUGUCCAUGCCAGCAGCGUUCAAGCAUACAGGAAUCAUUCCAGGAUGUAUUGGAACCGUCAUAGUAGGAUUCAUAGCGACACAUUGUGUGCAUAUCUUGGUUACAACGUCAAGAGAUAUUUGCAAGGAAUGCCAUGUAGCUUCACUUAGUUACACUACCACGUGUGAAAGAGUAUUUAAAAAUGGGCCGAAAAGAACCAGACCAUAUUCCACAUUUGUAAGGCAUUUUGUGGAUUACGCUAUGGCGGGCGUAUGCCUUGGCGGUACCAGUGUUUACGUUAUAUUCAUCGCAUCUUCCCUAAAAAGCAUCUUCGACAAUUACGCGUCAGACACCAAGUAUCCGGUAGAAGCUUACUGCGGCUUCCUUCUCCUUCCACUGAUUCUGAUAACCCAACUUCGGCACCUGAAGUUCCUUGUGCCGUUCUCUUUGCUGGCAAAUCUGAGCCUCGUCGUUACAUUCGGCAUCACUUGCUUCUACACCUUCAGUGGGCUCCCUGACUUGUCUAAGGUGAAGCUCGUCAACAGCGUCGCGCAGUGGCCGUUGUUUUUAAGCACGGCAAUAUUCGCAAUGGAAGGUAUCAACGUGGUAAUGCCAAUAGAGAACGAAAUGGCCAACCCAGAAGACUUCUUAGGCUGUCCAGGAGUUCUGAACAUCACCAUGACAUUGGUAGCUGCUUUGUAUGGAGUCGUUGGUCUUUUUGGCUACUUGAAGUAUGGAGAAGGAGUUGACGCCAACUUAAUCGUUAGCUUGCCAAAGGAUGAUCUGUCUACCCCUGCGGUCUACUCGUUGCUCCAAAAGAAAGAAAGACUUACUUACAUAAUGAAACAUAAAUAGCCCAUACAAGUCUCACUGCUGGGCGCGGCCUUCCCUUAUAGAGUCCAUGAAGGGUUUCACUUCUAACUUCUGAAGAAAAAUCAUCAAAAUCGGACCUGUCCCUGCCAAAUUAGAAGUUAGUUAGGAAGCCGCGGCUUUUGUUGACCGGGGAAAUGACCUCAAUCAACCGGAGGAGGUAUGGAUACUCCACCACGCUGCUCCAGUACGGGUUGGGCUUACUGUUGGCAACCCCAACAUUAAAUUAAUAUUUUUAUUGCAAUGAUAACAUUUAUCGCUUGUGCUCCAUUGAACUAC